AAGAGAACCUAUUGUCAAACACCAUUGUAAUAACAAAAUAAAUAAUUGAUUAUUUUCAAUAUUUUUCAUCGGUGGCAUUCCGCAAAAAAAUCUAAAAUGCCCACAGCGGUUCAAGAUACAGGAACCAAAUCAACGGAUCAUGACGAGCAAAUGUGGAAGGUAUUGAAAGCUCAUAUUCUUCGAGAAAGGGCAAGGAAAAAACAAGAAAGAGAACAAGAAGUCGAGGAGGAAAGAUUGAGAAAAGAACGAGAAGCAAGAGAACAACAAGAUGUUAUGACUUUAGGAGAAACAAGAGAACAAAUUUCGCAACUCGAACAAAAAUUGACCCAUUUAAAAGAAGAAAAACAUCAAUUAUUUCUACAGCUUAAAAAAGUUUUAAAUGAGGAUGAUAAUAGAAGGAGACAGAAAGAAAAUACAGAAAAUUUGAUUUCAAUCCAGUCGCUACCAACAAAUAUGGUACAUCCCCAAUUAUACAUUCAACAACCACAACAGCAGCAACUGCAGCCAACACCACAACCAAGACUUGCCCAAAUGCCUCAACAACCGCAACCUCCACCACAAGCAGCUUAUAAACAAGCUAAAAGACCAAGAAGCCCCAGUCCUCCUCCACAGGUAUCCGCCUCAAUGUAUCAUUCUUAUGGAUACAAACCCACAACAUCAACUUCAACAUUUCAAGGAUCACCUCAAAAAGAUGACGAUAGACGUAAUGAAUUAGUACGAGCAGUGCUAUGGAAUAAAACGCCACAGUAUAACAGCCAACCGAGCGCUUUUUACCCCGUAGGACCCCAAGAUUUACCCAUGUAUUAUUCUAUGAGGGAACCAUCUAGAACUGUCUAUGAAACACCCAGAUUACAGAACUUCCAUUUGGAACCGAAAUUGCCUGAUCAUUAUACCUUAAGAACACCAUCUUCUCAUGGUCACGUUAUAUUGCCUGGAGCACUAUCAAUUACCCAACAACCAGCACCAAAAAUGGGUGGUAGUAUUACUGCUGGGUAUUCGGUAAGAAGUACACCUCAGUAUCAACAAACUCCUCCAACUUCUUUGUAUUCGGGCCAGACUAGACCUUUAUACCAGCCAACUGUUAACUACCCUCCGAGGGAAUAAAAAUGUCGUCAUUAUUUGAAUCAGAUAUUUUAAAAUAAAACUAAUUGUUAAUGUCUAAAAA
Molecule: messenger RNA, 1165 nt
Organism: Diorhabda sublineata
Lineage: Eukaryota; Metazoa; Arthropoda; Insecta; Coleoptera; Chrysomelidae
Product: G protein pathway suppressor 2
Exons: 5
Coding region: 97-1104 (335 amino acids)
Biological process (GO): regulation of transcription by RNA polymerase II
Cellular component (GO): transcription regulator complex
Molecular function (GO): transcription coregulator activity
Source: RefSeq, a predicted model, not a curated record